Molecule: messenger RNA, 936 nt
Organism: Marmota flaviventris (yellow-bellied marmot)
Lineage: Eukaryota; Metazoa; Chordata; Mammalia; Rodentia; Sciuridae
Product: olfactory receptor 6C75
Biological process (GO): G protein-coupled receptor signaling pathway
Cellular component (GO): membrane
Molecular function (GO): olfactory receptor activity; G protein-coupled receptor activity
Source: RefSeq, a predicted model, not a curated record
AUGAGAAAUUCCACUGCAGUAACAUAUUUUAUUCUUCUUGGACUGACAAACGACCCACAGUGGCAGGUUGUACUUUUCGUGUUUCUUCUUGUUACCUACAUGCUAAGUGUGACUGGGAACCUGAUCAUUAUCAUCCUCACCCUUUCAGAUCCUCAUCUGCAGAAUCCCAUGUAUUUCUUCCUUCGGAACUUCUCCUUCCUAGAAAUUUCAUUCACUUCUGUCUGCAUCCCCAGAUUCCUUGUCACUAUUGUGACAGGAGACAGAACCAUUUCUUACAACGGUUGUGUGGCUCAGUUAUUUUUUUUCAUCUUCUUGGGAGUGACAGAAUUUUACCUCCUGGCUGCUAUGUCCUAUGAUCGCUACGUGGCCAUCUGCAAACCUCUUCAUUACACGACCAUCAUGAGCAGCAGAGUCUGCAUCCUUCUUGUCUUUAGCUCAUGGCUUGCGGGAUUCCUGAUCAUCUUUCCACCAAUCCUCCUUUUGCUGCAGUUGGAUUUUUGUGCCUCCAAUAUAAUCGAUCAUUUUAUCUGUGACUCUUCCCCAAUUCUGCAGCUUUCUUGCACAAACACUCACUUUCUAGAACUCAUGGCGUUCUUUUUAGCUGUGGUAACACUCAUGGUCACCUUAACAUUAGUUAUUCUCUCCUACACAAAUAUCAUCCGGACAAUUCUGAAAAUUCCUUCUACAAAUCAAAGGAAAAAAGCCUUUUCCACUUGUUCCUCCCACAUGAUAGUUGUCUCCCUCUCUUAUGGCAGCUGCAUCUUCAUGUACAUUAAGCCCUCUGCAAGGGAGAGGGUGACGUUAAGCAAAGGAGUAGCUGUGCUCAACACUUCAGUGGCUCCUCUCCUGAACCCCUUCAUAUAUACACUAAGAAAUCAGCAAGUAAAGCAGGCCUUCAAGAGCAUGGUCCAGAGGAUGGUAUUUUCUGCAAAUUAA